AGUGAGAUCUCAAAUUGAAAGGCAUAAAUAACAGCGGGAGGGCAUCUACCUCGCACCGACGUCCUCUCCGCGCGGGAGGCGUGCGGACCUCCGCCCCCGCUCCCAGCCAGCGCCGCCGAGCCCCCGCGGACCCCCCGCAGCCCCGCGCCAGCCAUGGAGGAACUCACGGCUUUUGUAUCCAAAUCUUUUGACCAGAAAAGCAAGGAGAGCAGCGGCGGCGGGGGCGGCGGCGGCGGCGGCAAGAAGGAUUCGAUCACGUACAGGGAAGUUUUGGAGAGCGGACUGGCGCGCUCCCGGGAGCUGGGGAGCUCGGAAUCCAGCCUCCAGGACAUUACGGAGGGCAGUGGCCACUGUUCGGUGCAUCUGUUUAAGGACCACGUGGACAACGACAAGGACAAGCUGAAAGAGUUCGGCGCGGGGAGGGCUGCGGAAGGUAAGUAUUACGAGUGCAAGGAGAAGCGCGAGGACGUGAAGUCCGAGGACGAGGACGGCCAGACGAAGCUGAAGCAGCGGCGCAGCCGCACCAACUUCACGCUGGAGCAGCUCAACGAGCUGGAGCGGCUCUUCGACGAGACCCACUACCCCGACGCCUUUAUGCGCGAGGAGCUCAGCCAGCGCCUGGGGCUCUCGGAGGCGCGUGUGCAGGUCUGGUUCCAGAACCGAAGAGCCAAGUGCCGCAAGCAGGAGAACCAGAUGCAUAAAGGCGUUAUCCUGGGCACCGCCAGCCACCUGGACGCCUGCAGGGUGGCGCCCUACGUCAACAUGGGCGCCCUGCGAAUGCCUUUCCAACAGGUCCAGGCGCAGUUGCAGCUGGAAGGCGUGGCGCACGCGCACCCGCACCUACACCCGCACCUGGCGGCGCACGCGCCCUACCUGAUGUUCCCGCCGCCGCCCUUCGGGCUGCCCCUCGCGUCGCUGGCCGAGUCCGCCUCGGCCGCCGCUGUAGUGGCCGCCGCGGCCAAAAGCAACAGCAAGAACUCCAGCAUCGCCGACCUGCGGCUCAAGGCGCGUAAGCACGCCGAGGCCUUGGGGCUCUGACCCGCCGCCAGCCCCGCGCCCAGCCCCGGCCCCACGACCCCGCCCGCGCUGUGUCCUGCACUCGACCCUCCGCGCCCCCGGACGGCCGCACGGAAGCCCCGGAGCGAGGGCGCGGGCCCUCGCGCAGCGGCCUCCCUGCCUGGGGCAGCCCGGGGGCCCACCACUGGCCCAGGGCGGGGGCCUUCCGGGACCUCACGACCCCGCCAGACCCUCGCCGAGACUGUGCGGAAGAGAGCAGGUGAAGGUCAGAGCAGCCAACCCAGCCCUCGGCCGCGCGGUCUGUGCGUCCUGGGACCCUGAGCCCCGGGGAGCCCCGCGCGUCCUCCUCUGCUGCUGGCGCCCCUACCCUGUGCAUGCGCCUCCUACCCACCUUGGGAAGACCAUCGAGUUGACUCCACGCAAAGAUCUGGGACUGGUCUCCGCGGAAGACGCCAGUUCUCGGUUGCCAACAGUUUAACGCGCUGCCACCAAGUCUUCAUCCGAGGAGAGGAGGAGGGGAAGGACCGGUCUGGAUUGCAACGUGGACUUGCGCCUGCCAGGCUAGGGACCCCGUGCUCUGCAGCAAUAACGAAACGCGUCUGCCCACCGACCUCCUCGGGACAAGGUGGGGAGAGGGUGGGGGAGACGUGAAUCUCCCACUGGUGUCCGUACUUGGGGGGACCUCCAUUGCCGGUUUUCAUGCGCACGGCUGGUCCCCGAGCCCCGAGUGUAGGAUUCCUUCUUCUGCCAUAGACCAGGCGACUUUAUAACUUUUCCAGUAUUUGAUUCCGGAAUUCACUUUGUCCCCACCCUUGGGCUGUUUUACCGAAUUCAGAUGCAAAUGACUCGCCUAGAGACGCAGGGGCGCGUGGUUUUUAGGUAUAAUACUGAGGCAGCGUUAACUUUAGUCAAAUGCAAUUAAGUGCAGUAAAAGUGCAAUACUGUAAAUGUUAUAGAUUUAAAAAAAAAAAAAUAGCCGUGCACUCUUGACCCUGUCAGCUUUGGAACUGCGAGGGCAUUACCGCCUCCUGUGUGCUGCGGGC
Messenger RNA from Lutra lutra (Eurasian river otter), 2060 nucleotides. RefSeq names its product short stature homeobox (gene SHOX). The record is from RefSeq and is a predicted model, not a curated record. Gene Ontology annotation, cellular component: nucleus. Gene Ontology annotation, biological process: regulation of transcription by RNA polymerase II. Gene Ontology annotation, molecular function: sequence-specific double-stranded DNA binding; DNA-binding transcription factor activity, RNA polymerase II-specific. NCBI's taxonomy places the organism in Eukaryota, Metazoa, Chordata, Mammalia, Carnivora, Mustelidae.